GGUCUGUCUGGAAAGAUGAAGACUGUCUUGAUCCUAGCUGCUGUGGUGGCCCUGGCGGUGGCCGGUACUGUUCCGCCCAAAUCUGAAGUGGAGCUGAAAUCUGUUGACGCUCAGUUCAUCGAGCGACAAGAAAAAGUUCUCUUCCUUCUGGAGAGCAUAGGACAGUACAGAAAGGACGCUGACUGGUUCAAGCUUGGUUACGAAUACGAUGUCGAGGCUAAUAUUGAUAACUACACCGACAAGAAGGCCGUCGAGGAGUUCUUGCUGUACUACAAGAGCGGUUUCAUGCCCAAAUACAAGACUUUCUCCGUCGUCUACGAUGAGAUGAGAGAGGAGGCCAUCGCUCUCUUCAAGCUCUUCUACUACGCCAAGGACUUCGAUACCUUCUACAAGACUGCCGCCUUCGCCCGCGUGCACAUCAACGAUGGCCAGUUCCUCUACGCCUACUACAUCGCUAUCUACCAACGCCCCGACACCCAGAGCUUUGUGCUCCCUGCUCCGUACGAGAUGUUCCCUCAGUACUUCGUCAACACCAAGACUCUCCUGAAGGCAUACCGUACCAAGAUGCAGAACGGCGACUUCGACCCCGCCUAUGCUGCUACCCAUGGCAUCACCCACGAGAACGGCAAAUACGUCUUCUACUCCAACUACACCAGCCCCUGGUUGACCGGCAGCGCUGAGGACAAGCUUUCCUACUUCACUGAGGACAUUGGCAUGAACUCCUACUACUACUACUUCCAGACGCUCUACCCCUUCUGGUGGGACAAGAGCAGCAUCGCUCACUUUGAAGAGAUGCGUGGAGACAUUUUCUACUUCAACUAUCAACAGCUUAUUGCUAAGUACUACCUGAACCGUCUCAGCAACGGACUUGGAGAGAUCCCUGAAUUCUCGUGGUACAAGCCCAUCAAGACCGGUUACUAUUGCCAGCUGUCCUCUUACUAUCCCUUCUUCUCGAGAAACGAAUACUACCAGAUCAGCACAGUUGACAAUGAUCAGGACAUUAACUACCUUACUACUUACGAGCAGUCUUUCUUGUACUACUUGGAGCAAGGCCACUUCAAGGCUUACAACCAAGAGAUUGACCUGCGCAACUCCAAGGCCAUCGACUUCGUCGCCAAGUACUGGUUCACCACCGUCGACCUGUACGAGAAGCUGCCCAAGAACUACGAACGUUUCUACGAGAUCAUCGGUCUUCACCUCCUCGCCGGCACUCCUGAGCCAGUAGACAAAUACACCAUCUUCCCCAGCGCUCUGGAGCUUUACCAGACCUCUCUGCGUGACCCCGUCUUCUACCAGUUCUACGCUCGCAUCCUGAACUACGUCCUCCAAUGGAAAGAGUACCUGGAACCCUACAGCUACAGCCAGCUCCACUUCGAGGGAGUCAAGAUCAGCGACGUUAAGACCGACAAACUGGUCACCUUCUUCGAGCCCUACGACUUUGACAUCACCAACGACAUUUUCCACAGCGUUGAGGAGUUCAAGGCUAACGACCCUACCCUCUACACCGUCCGUCAGCCCCGUCUCAACCACAAGCCUUUCACCGUCACCGUUGAUGUCAAGUCUGACGUCGCCACCGACGCCGUGAUCAAGUUCUUCCUGGGUCCCAAAUACGACAGCAAUGGCUAUCCUCUUAGCAUUGAAGACAACUGGAUGAACUUCGUUGAGCUUGACUGGUUCGUGCACAAGCUGACUGUUGGACAGAACAAGAUCGAGCGCCGCUCCAUCGACUUCGCCCUGUUCAAGGAGGACUCCGUGUCUGUGGCUGAGCUCAUGAAAUACUUCAAACAAGGAAAGGUUCCUCUUGAUAUGUCUGAGAGGUUCUUCUACCAGCCCCAGAGAAUGAUGCUGCCUAAGGGUUCCAAGGGUGGCUUCCCCUUCCAGUUGUACGUCGUCGUCUACCCCUACACUCCUCUGCCCAAGGAGAUGGAAGAGUACAAGACUUACUUCCCCGACAUGAAGCCCAUGUCUUAUCCCUUCGACCGCCCCGUGGUCGAGACUUACUUCAAGCAGCCCAACAUCUACAACGAGGAUGUGCUCAUCUACCACGAGGGAGAAGAGAACGCCAAUUUAUACAACGUUAAGGAGUACUACCCUAACUACAAGAACCAAGUGCCUAAGAAUUAAUAGAGAUAAACUGUCCAAGGUGUGCUA
Cydia splendana is the source of this 2151-nucleotide messenger RNA. RefSeq names its product arylphorin subunit alpha-like. NCBI's taxonomy places the organism in Eukaryota, Metazoa, Arthropoda, Insecta, Lepidoptera, Tortricidae. The coding region runs from base 16 to 2124 and encodes 702 amino acids. The record is from RefSeq and is a predicted model, not a curated record. The transcript has 5 exons.